AGCACGGGAGGCGGGGGAGAGGCGGCGAAGGGCAUCACUCAGAAGGGACGCCGCGGCUAAAUGUCUAGGGGGGGAGCCGAGCUUCUCCCCGGACCCGCGCGGAGGGCGACCGUGAUGCUGCAGAACCCGCGUGAGCGACUUGCCGCCGCCGCUCUCCCGGCUUUCGGAGAUCCCAGUGCCCGCCUUCUGCAGGGGAAGCGACCAUGGCCAUAGCUCGUGACUUGUCCCCCGGCUACUUCGCCUGGAAAGAAAGCCUUGAAAAAGUUGCAUUGUAAAAAUCCUUGCGCUGACCCUUGGGGCCGUAGAGACUGAGCGUGUGCACACAGGAAAUCGGACCGUGUGUGUGCAUGGGGGGGCGUUGGUGUGGGGAACCUCCUCUGUCACUUCACCAAGUGUUGUGCUGAGACUCUGGCCACCAUCUCUCCCCGGCAUACUGGGGCUGCGAUGAGCCCCUGUGGGCGGGUACGGCUACAUACAUCCAGAGGGGCCAUGGCUGUACUGGCGUGGAAGUUCCCGCGGACCCGGCUACCCGUUGGAGCCAGUGCCCUCUGUGUUGUGGUCCUCUGUUGGCUCUACAUCUUCCCGGUCUACCGGCUGCCCAACGAGAAGGAGAUAGUGCAGGGUGUGCUGCAACAGGGCACUGCGUGGAAGAGGAACCAGACGGCGGCCAGAGUGUUCAGGAAACAAAUGGAAGAUUGCUGUGACCCCGCCCACCUCUUUGCUAUGACUAAAACGAAUUCCCCUAUGGGGAAGAGCAUGUGGUACGAUGGAGAGUUUUUAUACUCAUUCACCAUUGACAAUUCAACUUAUUCUCUCUUCCCACAGGCAACCCCAUUCCAGCUGCCCCUGAAGACUUGUGCGGUGGUGGGAAAUGGUGGGAUUCUGAAGACCAGUGGCUGUGGCCGUCAAAUAGAUGAAGCAAAUUUUGUCAUGCGAUGCAAUCUCCCUCCCUUGUCAAGUGAAUACACUAGAGAUGUUGGGUCCAAAAGUCAUCUGGUGACAGCUAAUCCCAGCAUAAUUCGACAAAGGUUUCAAAACCUGCUUUGGUCCAGAAAGACAUUUGUGGACAACAUGAAAGUAUAUAACCACAGUUAUAUCUACAUGCCUGCCUUUUCUAUGAAGACAGGAACAGAGCCAUCCCUCCGAGUUUAUUAUACGUUGUCUGAUGUGGGUGCCAAUCAAACUGUGCUGUUUGCUAACCCCAACUUUCUGCGUAGCAUUGGAAAGUUCUGGAAAAGUAGAGGAAUUCAUGCCAAGCGCCUAUCCACAGGACUCUUUCUUGUGAGUGCAGCCCUGGGUCUCUGUGAAGAUGUGGCCAUCUAUGGCUUCUGGCCUUUCUCUGUGAAUAUGCAUGAGCAGCCCAUCAGCCACCACUAUUAUGAUAAUGUCUUGCCCUUUUCUGGCUUCCAUGCCAUGCCAGAGGAAUUUCUCCAACUUUGGUAUCUUCAUAAAAUUGGUGCACUGAGAAUGCAGCUAGACCCAUGUAAGAACACUUCAUUUCAUUCCACCUCCUAGGGAUUAUGGAAGAAGAAGGAACUGAGCCAGGGUAUUUUUGUUAGGUUUUCUAUGUGAUUCCAAACGAAAAUGGUCAAGUUGUUUCAUGGAUUUGCAUGGGCCACUUGAAAAGACAAAAAUAAAAAACAAGGAAAAUUCUACUUUUGAUGUUGACUUCAAGGAUAAACAAGAAACGUCCUGUGACACAUUUUAUAGCACAUUGUGGAUUUUCUGAUGGAAAAAAAUGCUAAUGAAAUGAUGCUGUUUACAUAGUUCAAAUCUAGAGGAUACAGUACAAAAACAAGAUGAACCGCUAGUUAUUGAAGCUGAGGACCUAAUCAAGGUUGAAUAAAUGAAAUGCCGGGGAAAAGUGUUGCUGAUUAUCAACACAAACUGGCUUAGUGAAAAAACAAAAACCUAUCAUAUUAGGUUUAGAAUCAUAGAGUUUUAAAAAAUUAUUUAUUUUUGCCCUAUUUAGGGCAGAGGGUGGGUGUUGGGGUAGAUUCAACAACAACAUAAAAAAAUCUGUUACUGACUAAUAAGGAUAUAAAAUACUACAGC
Molecule: messenger RNA, 2055 nt
Organism: Chrysochloris asiatica (Cape golden mole)
Lineage: Eukaryota; Metazoa; Chordata; Mammalia; Afrosoricida; Chrysochloridae
Gene: ST8SIA1
Product: ST8 alpha-N-acetyl-neuraminide alpha-2,8-sialyltransferase 1
Exons: 5
Coding region: 445-1515 (356 amino acids)
Biological process (GO): oligosaccharide metabolic process; N-glycan processing
Molecular function (GO): alpha-N-acetylneuraminate alpha-2,8-sialyltransferase activity
Source: RefSeq, a predicted model, not a curated record